GGGGAGGGCCGAGUGGCGUGAGGCAGUGCAUGCGCUCCGUGUUCAAUCCACAGCCCCGUGGCUCGCUAUAGGAUAAAGAAGCCUCCUCUGAGCAGAAGCCACACAAGGGAUUUCUUUUCUAACCCCCCUCAUCCCAACCUCCUCCUAGUGCUGUUCAUCCUCACGCCGCUUCCCGCUUCUUUUAUUUUUGCCCUUUGUCCUCCUCUUUUGUUCCCUUGCAUCCAACCUCAGGGAAAAAAAGAAAGGCACAUCAUCCUGCACUCCUGCAGCCGGAGCGGGCUGCUGAUGCUUUGACCAGCGCGUGGAGCUGACAAGCCCUGAUUGAUGCAGUAAAGUGUUCCACAGGAGUCAACGCAAACAAAAGGUCGCCAGCCAUGGGGAACCUCAUUAAGGUCCUUGGCAAGGAUUUAGAGAACUGUCCUCAUUUUUUCCUGGACUUUGAAAGGGGCUCAUGGGAAACCUCCUGAAAGUGCUGGCUUGCGCCGAACUUGAGCAUGGCCCAAUAGUUUUCCUUGACUUUGAACAUGCCCAGCCCACCGAGGCCGAGACCGCCGUGUGGAAUCAAGUUAGCGCCGUGCUGGAGGAGGCUCAUGGGAUACUGGCCGAGCUGCAGUCCUAUAAUGGUGCUGGGCAGGAGAUACGAGAAGCCAUUCAGAACCCAGGUGACCUCGCUCUGCAGGAGAAGGCCUGGAACGCCGUCUGCCCUCUGGUGGCCAAGCUGAAGCGGUUCUAUGAGUUCUCACUGCGACUGGAGAACGCCCUGAGAAGCCUGCUGGAGGCGCUGACGAGCCCGCCCUACGCCCCCAUGCAGCACUUGGAGCGAGAGCAGGCCCUGGCCAAACAGUUUGCAGAGAUUCUGCAUUUUACGCUCAGCUUCGACGAACUAAAGAUGACCAAUCCUGCCAUUCAGAAUGACUUCAGCUACUACAGGAGGACCAUUAGUAGGAACAGGCUCAACAACCAACAGCUGGAAGCGGAAAACGAGGUCAACAACGAGAUGGCCAACCGGAUGUCGCUGUUCUACGCCGAGGCCACGCCCAUGUUGAAGACCCUGAGCAACGCCACCACCAAGUUUGUUUCAGAGAAUAAGACCUUGCCCAUCGAGGACACCACAGACUGUCUGAGCACCAUGGCCUGUGUGUGCCGUGUCAUGCUAGAGACUCCGGAGUACCGUUGUCGGUUCACCAACACAGACACUAUGUUGUUCUGCAUGAGGGUGAUGGUGGGCGUCAUCAUCCUCUACGACCACGUUCACCCCGUCGGGGCGUUCGCCAAGACCUCCAAAAUUGAUAUGAAGGGCUGCAUCAAGGUGCUGAAAGAGCAACCGUCCAACAGUGUGGAGGGACUACUCAACGCACUGAGGUAUACGACACGACACCUAAACGACGACAGCACCUCCAAACAGAUCCGGGCGCUGCUGCAAUGAGCGUGGGAUGCACUUAAGCGGAAGAAGAGGGUGGAAAAAGGAGCGUAAACGUCGAUGACUGCUGUUUGUUUACAAUAGGUGGAGGAACCUGAUGAUAGUACCAAGAGGAAAAAAGAAUUCUAUUUAUUGUCAGCUGUCCACCAUUCUCUCGUCUCUUGUUUUGUAAAGUAAGAAAAUAGAGAAAAGAAGCCAGAAAAUAUAGAUAUAUAUGAAAUCAAAAGUGAAGCCGCAGAUGAAAAUACGUAGACGACUGAGAGGAGGCUUUUAUUAUUAGGUGAGAAUUGAAGCAAAGCUGUAGUCUGACAAGUGUUUUUGCACACACACACACACACACACACACACACACACACAUGUUCCUUCCUCUGCACUGACCCGUGUGCACGCUUGUGAAGCAAUGUGAUGGACAUUCUCCGGAGAAUUGCUCCCAUCGCUUUUGUGCUGUACAUCAGUGCAGAUGAAGGAUAGGAGGACUCCAUCUUUUGCAGUUUUUUUUGUGUGUGUGUUUUUUUUUUUUCUUUUACACCGGGAUAACUUUUUCUCACUCUCUCCAUCGGUGCUUUCGCUAUCACUGUGCUUACUCGUCAUCCGGCUGCUUUGAAAAGCCUUAGCCAUGCAUUCUGCUGCUUGAAACAUUCCCAUUGCAGUAGGAACAUUAAGAAAAAAAAUCAUGCAAAAACUGCUUUUAUUUGGGAAAUUCAUUGAAUUGACACUCACCCGUUUGGAAGGACAGACGUGCGUGCUUCAGAGUCCAAUGUGUCAUCAUCAGCUGCAGGGAGGAAAAAAAGCGCAUUUUAGCUUGAAGUCAGCCAAUAAGAGCCAAUCUUUAAAAAACAUACAAGUGCUUUACAUUGGAUGUCCUAGGCUUUAGUCGAAUUUGAUCUUCAAUUCUAUUUUCUAAUACGUACAGGACUAAGUGCACAAGCACGGCCUGUAUACAUUAGAUGGCAUGUUGUACAAGUUCUGAGUGUAAAUAAGGUGUUUUUAUUCAUUUGGAAUCAUUCAAUGAUGCUGAAAUGGGUAUGUGUCGUCUCUCUCUCUCUCUCUUUCUCUCUCUCUCUCACAUUGACCAUGCGUCUGCCUCAUUUCUUGGACCAUGCCCGUAGUCGUAGAGGAAAUUCAUCAUAGCGAAUGAACUGGAAGGGGAAGAGGGAAGUGGGCAGUGUGUGUGUGUGUGUGUGUGUGAAUGUGCCUGUGUGAGUGUGUGUAAGUGUG
Messenger RNA from Doryrhamphus excisus (bluestripe pipefish), 2638 nucleotides. RefSeq names its product family with sequence similarity 49 member A, like (gene fam49al). NCBI's taxonomy places the organism in Eukaryota, Metazoa, Chordata, Actinopteri, Syngnathiformes, Syngnathidae. The record is from RefSeq and is a predicted model, not a curated record. Gene Ontology annotation, biological process: regulation of actin filament polymerization. Gene Ontology annotation, molecular function: small GTPase binding.